Knipowitschia caucasica is the source of this 3864-nucleotide messenger RNA. The record is from the annotation of a GenBank genome assembly. NCBI's taxonomy places the organism in Eukaryota, Metazoa, Chordata, Actinopteri, Gobiiformes, Gobiidae.
AUGUUAUUGUUACUUCUUCCACUGCUGCUGCAUAGCCUCAGUUCUCAGGGCUCCAGGGGAAAGCUCCAGUUGCCCCAGAGAGUCCCACAAAGAGUCCCACAGAGAGGCUCACAGAGAGUCCCACAGAGAGGCCCCCAGAGAGUCCCACAGAGAGGCCCCCAGAGAGUCCCACAGAGAGGCCCAGAGAGUCCCACAGAGAGGCCCACACAGAGUCACACAGAGUCCCACAGAGAGUCCCAGACAGAGUCCCAGACAGAGUCCCAGACAGAGUCCCACACAGAGUCCCAGACAGAGUCCCAGACAGAGUCCCACACAGAGUCCCACACAGAGUCCCACACAGAGUCCCACACAGAGUCCCACAGAGAGGCUCACAGAGAGUCCCACAGAGAGGCCCCCAGAGAGUCCCACAGAGAGGCCCCCAGAGAGUCCCACACAAAGUCCUACAGAGAGUCCCACAGAGGCCCCCAGAGAGUCCCACAGAGAGUCCCACAGAGAGGCCCACAGAGGCCCCCAGAGAGUCCCACAGAGAGUCACACAGAGAGUCCCAUAGAGAGUCCCAUAGAGAGUCCCAGACAGAGUCCCACACAGAGUCCCACACAGAGUCCCACACAGAGUCCCACACAGAGUCCCACACAGAGGCCCACACAGAGUCCCACACAGAGUCCCACACAGAGUCCCACACAGAGUCCCACACAGAGUCCCACACAGAGUCCCACACAGAGUCCCACACAGAGGCCCACACAGAGUCCCACACAGAGUCCCACACAGAGGCCCACACAGAGUCCCACACAGAGGCCCACACAGAGGCCCACACAGAGUCCCACACAGAGGCCCACACAGAGGCCCACACAGAGGAGCAGAACGCGGACACGUGAGGCCCACGAGCGCAGUCACACGCUCGCGGAGGUGGGGGCAGUGCAGCGCGAAGUGAACGCUGCUUUCGCCGAAGAACACAACAGGCGCAGCCGUAAAUUAAAACUCAGCAAAAGCCUUGGGCACCACCACUCCAACAUCCAGAAAAUCACACAGAAUACUGCACAAAUAAAAAGUAUGGUCAACCAACUGGGAACCAGUCAGGAUACCACUACACUCCAAGAGCGGCUGCAACAGAUACAACACUCUUCCAAUCAAUUGGCCAAAGAAACCAACAAGCACCUUAAGGAACUAGGCUCUAUUCCUCUUCCGUUAUCUCCAUCUGAACAGAGGCAGCAAAAGAUCCAGAGGGAACGACUUAUGAACGAUUUUUCUGCAGCUCUGAACAACUUCCAGUCAAUACAACGCCUUGCAGCAGAGAAAGAGAAGGAGUCUGUUGCUCGAGCAAGAGCAGGAUCCCGUCUUUCAGCUGAUGAUCCCUUUCGCGAUGAAAAACUUGUGUCAUUUGACAGCCAGGAAGACUGGGGCCAGAUGACUACUCAGUCAGAAGAAGUAGCCAUUACAGAGGAAGACCUGGAGCUUAUCAAAGAGAGGGAAACCAACAUUCGACAGCUCGAGUCUGAUAUUUUAGAUGUCAAUCAAAUCUUCAAAGAUCUGGCAGUGAUGAUCCAUGACCAAGGGGAGAUGAUUGAUAGCAUCGAGGCCAAUGUUGAGAAUGCAGAGGUGCAUGUGGAGAGAGGAGCAGAUCAGCUUCAGCGAGCUGCUCUUUACCAACAAAAGUCUCGCAAGAAGAUGUGUAUUUUGGCAGUGGCCGUUGUGCUUAUGGUGAAAAGUGUUGGAACGAACAUCCCAGAGACGGUAGAGGAGGUGGCGGUGGCUACAACAGCAACAGCCGCGCACCUCCGCCCCAGCAGCAGCCCCGUGGUGGUGGUGGUGGUGGUGGUGGUGGUGGAGGAGGAGGAGGAGGAGGAGGUGGUGGUGGAGGAGGAGGAGGAGGAGGAGGAGGAGGUGCGAGGGGGAUACGUGCAACCCUCGUCUUUUAGCAACCGGGAAAAUGAUCAGUGGAGCCGCAGAGGAGACUCGGACUGGGGAGGCGGUGGAGGAGGAGGCUUUGGGAGAAGAGAAAAUGUCAAAAGCUCUGAAUUCAGCUUUUCCCAAAAUCGAUUUUCAGCCCUGGACUCUCCGAGCACAUUUGAUAAGGGUGGAAGAGCUCCUCCAACAGCAGGCGAUGAUGACAGCAAUGACAGAAAAUGUGAAACCAUUCAAAGCGACAUGGAUGCCUGGGAAAGCUCAGGGCAGUGGGGAUUUUCAACUUAUUCUCAUUCUAAAAAUCCUCUCUCUGGAUUUUCUGAUCUUUCACCAGAAGAGUUAAGAUUGGAGUAUUAUACAUCAAGAGCCUCUGGAAAUGUGCAGAAUUAUAUCAACGGUGUGAACCAGUUACUCAGCCAGUGGAGAAGUAGAGUUCAAGAACUUAAAAUAAUGAAUGCCUCGACAAAAGCAGCUUUGAUAAGAGAACUAAACAGCACUGCACCCCAACAAUCCUCUGUAGGCUUUGGUUCAGUAGAGACUGCUUCAGCAUUUGGGAGCAAAGGUUUUGGGGCGCCUACCCAGGGAACUAAUUUUAGUUUUGCGGCCCCGCCCCUCCUCCCUCCGGAUUUGGUGCUGCCGGGUCUGCACCUCCUCCCUCCGGAUUUGGUGCUGCCGGGUCUGCACCUCCUCCCUCCGGAUUUGGUGCUGCCGGGUCUGCACCUCCUCCCUCCGGAUUUGGUGCUGCCGGGUCUGCACCUCCUCCCUCCGGAUUUGGUGCUGCCGGGUCUGCACCUCCUCCCUCCGGAUUUGGUGCUGCCGGGUCUGCACCUCCUCCCUCCGGAUUUGGUGCUGCCGGGUCUGCACCCCCUCCCUCCGGAUUUGGUGCUGCCGGGUCUGCACCUCCUCCCUCUGGAUUCGGUGCUUCACCCGCUCCUUCAGCUUCCACGGCACAACAGCAAAGUAUUAUCUGAGAUCUCCGCGCUGCGCACUGCAUCGCCGCUCCCCGGCGUUGCUUCGACUCUUGGGCCAUCCACCAGCAUCACCAUGAGCAGUGUCGGUGGUCUGAACGUGGUGCGCUCCUCCAGCAUCUCAGGGGCCAUGUACAGCCUGGAGAAGAGCCCCAGCAGCGGAGGCCCGGACACCGCAUCGCUGUCCGGAAACAAGAAGCGGAGGUCCAGCCUGGGGGCCAAGAUGGUGGCUAUCGUGGGUCUGUCGCAGUGGAGCAAGAGCACGCAGCAGCUCAAUCAACAAGAUAACGGAACAAAGAAGCUGCGCAGCACAAUCCGGCGAAGUACCGAGACAGGGUUUGCGGUGGAGAUGAGGAGCAGAGUGACGCGGCAGGGAAGCAAGGACUCGACUGAUGGCAGCACCAACUCCAACAGUUCUGAUGGAACGUUUGUCUUCCCAACGCCACGUCAAGCACCGGACCGGCAGUUCAGUGACUUCCUGGAUGGACUUGGCCCUGCUCAAAUUGUGGGCCGGCAAACUUUAGCUACACCCCCCAUGGGGGAUGUUUAUGUGGGCAUGGUAGACAGAGGAGGGCAACUGGAGGUGGAGGUCACUCAAGCCCGAUGCUUGACCCCAAAACCAGGCUCCAAGAACUUACCAGCAACAUACGUGAAAGUGUAUCUUUUGGAAAACGGAAUGUGUUUGUCCAAGAAGAAAACCAAAGUUGUAAAGAGAAACCUGGACCCUACAUAUCAGCAGACUCUGCUGUUUGAUGAAAGUCCUCAGGGAAAAGUUGUGCAGGUAAUAGUGUGGGGGGAUUAUGGGCGUAUGGACCACAAGUGCUUCAUGGGAAUGGCUCAGAUCCUCCUGGAGGACUUGGACCUGUCGACUUGUGUCAGUGGCUGGUAUAAGCUGUUCCCUACCUCUUCUCUGGCGGACCCCAACAUUGGCCCCCUGACCAGGCGCCUUUCUCAGUCGUCUCUGGAGAGCGCCACCAGCCCGACCUGCCCCUAG